Capronia coronata CBS 617.96 is the source of this 969-nucleotide messenger RNA. RefSeq lists its product as uncharacterized. Lineage: Eukaryota; Fungi; Ascomycota; Eurotiomycetes; Chaetothyriales; Herpotrichiellaceae. The record is from RefSeq and is a predicted model, not a curated record. The transcript has a single exon. The coding region runs from base 1 to 969 and encodes 322 amino acids.
AUGUCGCUAGCUGAUCAACAGCCCGACGCCGGCUCACCAACUCGUCCCUGGUCAUCCUGGACCAACAACUCCCUUUUUGCCGAUUCCGCCAUUAGUGUAAGGACGAGAACUCCAGGCCCACCGUUCGAGGAGUUGAAGUCUUUUGACACGCACGGCGCGACGACAGAUCCCGGAAUAGCCGACCGUCUCAAGGGUUUCGUCGCUGAGAUCUGGGCUUGGGAGCAAGAAGGUGCUAUCAGUGGAGAUAAGAGGAGGAGGCUCGAGGGAGCGAUUGACGAGAUUGAGGCGGCUCUGGUGGAGGAGGACACAAAUGUCGAAGAAAUCAAUGCUGAAACAACCACACCUCGGUCGGAGCCCGUGAGCGAUCAAGAUCUCGAACACAUUCGUACGAGCCUUGCGUCCACGGUGGAAGCGAUGCGUAUGAGACAACAGGAGCAGCGACACCUCCAUCAACUGACGAUCGAAAAGCUAGAGGUGGUCGCGCAACGGUGCAUACAACAGGAGAGGCGCCUGCGAGAAUUCUCGGCAGAGAUUGUUCUCCUCAAAGAGCAAAACCACCGGCUGAUCCAAGACAAUGCAAGGAUUACCAGUCAGCUGGAUCAAACUCAGACCGAGUCUGCGAGAAAAGAUCUUGCGGUUGACGCGAUGUCCAGUGCAGUUGCCGGUUUGGAGGGGUGGAUUAAUAGUUCUGCGCCAGCUCGCACCCCCCGAAUGGUCGUAACGAGAGGUCGUGGAAGGUUUCGUGGUCGCUAUUAUGUGGAAGACCCCGGUGAUGCGCCGCCUGGCACUGGCGGCCAUGAUGCGAAAUUGCACGAAGGUGUCACGGCGUGGCUCCGUGGGUUUCGAGACGUACAGGAAGAAUUGAGAUCCUCCCAAAAGGGUCUGCUCUCUAGACCGAAGGAAUUCCACGGCGGCUCCGAGGAUGCGGAAGAUGACUGGGGAGAGUUCGAGAGCGUCGCUGGGAUGUGA